CCACGCCCCCCUGCUCGCGGGCCGCGUGCGGAGCCGCGCGCCCGGGAAGCUCCGGGACCGUGGCGGCGGGCGGCGGCGGCGCAGCCCUCUGCGGGCCAUGUCCUCUCCGGCGGUUGCGAGGAGCUCCCCAGGAGGGAGUCGGGAGAUGGCCCCAGCGCCGCAGGGCGGAGGCCGGUUCUGGGAAGUGGGCGGCGGCAGCGGCCAUCGGCUGGAGCGCGCGGCCGCGGAGUCGGAGCGCUGGGAGCUGCUGCUCCGCCGCGGGGAGCUACUGGCGCUGGGCGGCCACCUGAAGGGCGCGCUGGAGGCGUUCGCGGCGGCGCUGCGUCGCGGGGCCCCGGCCAGGCCCGAGUGCCUGGGCGCCCUGGUGGACUGCCUGGUGUUCAACUACCGGCUCCGCCACGGGCUGGGCUGGAGCGCGGCCCCGGUUGCGGGCGCUGACGGCGGCGCUGGCGGGCUCCUCAGAUGCCUGGGCUGCCGGGGCUUCCUGAGCGAGCCGGUGACCGUACCCUGUGGCCACAGCUACUGCCGCCGCUGCCUGCGGAGGGAACUCCGCGCCCGCUGCCGCCUCUGCCGGGACCGGCUGCCGCCCGCCACCGCCAGUGCCACUGAUGCUGAAGGGACCGCCCCACGGCCGCCGCCUCUGGCCGCCGCCAUCGCCGCCUCAGACUUCAGAACCAGCGUCGUCCUCAACCACCUGGCCGAGAAGUGGUUUCCGGGCCAGCGCGAGCGGGCCCGUGCGGCCGGCAGGCUCGGGGAGCUGCUGCACCAGGGGCGCUACCGGGAGGCCCUGGCCGCCGCCUGUGAGGCGCUGCGAGCAGAGCCCAGUGACUUGAUUGUAAAAAUUUACAGAGCAGAAUCAUAUGCUGGUCUCCAAGAGUUUAAAGCAGCCAUAGAAGAUUUAAAUGCAGUUCUUUUUCAACUUCCAGAUUGGCCUGAGGUCUACUUCAGGAAAGGAAAAGUACUCUGCGAUGCCGGUUUUUUAGGUGAUGCCUUACAACUCUUUCUUCAGUGCUUAGCCCUUGAUGAAGAUUUUGCACCUGCAAAGCUGCAAGUACAAAAGAUUUUAUGUGAUUUAUUAUUACCUGAAAACUUAAAAGAAGGCCUGAAGGAAUCUUCCUGGAGUUCAUUACCAUGUACUAAAAACAGACCUUUUGAUUAUCCUUCAGUGAUGGAAGAGUCUCAGUCUCCCAGUGAACCUAGCCCAAAGCAGAGUGAAGAAAUACCAGAGGUCACUUCAGAGCCUGUCAAAGGAAGCUUAAACCGUGCUCAGUCAGCACAGUCUAUAAAUUCAACAGGAAUGCCUGCCAGAGAGGACUGUUUAAAAAGAGUGUCCUCAGAACCUUUUCUGUCUGUUCAAGAGAAAGGUGUUCUGCUGAAAAGAAAGUUGUCUCUUUUAGAACAGGAUGUGAUUGUAAAUGAAGACGGAAGAAAUAAGCUUAAAAAACAAGGAGAAACUCCCAAUGAAGUCUGUAUGUUUUCCUUAGCUUAUGGUGAUAUUCCAGAAGAAUUAAUCGAUGUCUCAGAUUUUGAGUGUUCUCUCUGCAUGAGGUUGUUUUUUGAGCCAGUAACAACCCCUUGUGGACAUUCAUUCUGUAAGAAUUGUCUUGAGCGUUGUUUAGAUCAUGCACCAUAUUGUCCUCUUUGCAAAGAAAGCUUAAAAGAGUAUCUAGCAGAUAGGAGGUACUGUGUCACACAGCUGUUGGAAGAAUUAAUAGUGAAGUAUCUGCCUGAUGAACUGUCUGAGAGAAAAAAAAUAUAUGAUGAAGAAACUGCUGAACUCUCACACUUGACCAAGAAUGUUCCAAUAUUUGUUUGCACUAUGGCCUACCCCACUGUGCCUUGCCCUCUCCAUGUAUUUGAGCCAAGAUAUAGAUUGAUGAUUCGAAGAAGUAUACAGACUGGAACCAAACAGUUUGGCAUGUGUGUCAGUGAUACACAAAAUAGUUUUGCAGAUUAUGGUUGUAUGUUACAAAUUAGAAAUGUGCAUUUCUUACCUGAUGGAAGGUCCGUGGUUGAUACAGUUGGAGGAAAGCGGUUUAGGGUUUUAAAAAGAGGAAUGAAAGAUGGAUAUUGCACUGCCGACAUUGAAUAUCUGGAAGAUGUUAAGGUUGAGAAUGAAGAUGAGAUUAAGAAUCUCAGAGAGCUUCAUGAUUUGGUUUACUCUCAAGCCUGCAGCUGGUUUCAGAAUUUAAGAGACAGAUUUCGAAGCCAAAUUCUUCAGCACUUUGGAUCAAUGCCUGAGAGGGAGGAAAACCUUCAGGUAGAGGCUGGAAAUAGGUGUCAGCUGAGAUGCCUGUAGGAGAGAGCGCCAGAGAGGGAGCAAGUCGUUAAGAGGAUUUUUAGGAGGGGUAAGGAAUUAAAAACAGGAUGUUAUUAUCUAGAAACUGUGAUUGUGAGACAACUAACCAUGCCUUCAAACCCAUCCCCUGUUGAUGUUAUUCUUUGACAGCAGAGAGACUUACCAUUUUCUAUACAUUUAAAACAUCUUUUCUCACCUUUCUUUUUAUCUCCCAACAUUUGACCCAACCACUUCAAUUCAUUUUUGUCUCUUCAUGUUUAAUACCUCACUCCUCAUGAAACUAUUAUUCUUUUAGUCUUGCUGGUACUUAGGGUUUACACUUAAGCUUAGUCGAAUGAAUGUGUAUCUGUCACUUUCUGUGCAAGCAAAACUGCAGGAGGCAUAAAAGAAGGGUCUGGCUCCUGGAAAAUCUGAUCAUAGACUCACUAAAGCACUACGUUUUAGGCAUAAGCAUUUUGAAUUGAAUUAAAUGUUUUUGAUCAGAAGGUGAUAGAUUUUACAAAGGAAUGGCUGUCAGUAAAUAUGUGAAGAUGGAGAGAUAAUAGAUCUCAUUGUAAUGCACACUGCCUCAUUCCCGUUUUCAAGGGUUGGUCCACAUUUGUCUGAAUCCCAACUGAAUCCUUCACCUGAACUUGAAACACCAACAUUAGGCCAUCUCCAAAUUUAGUAUUCAUUCUGUUUAGCAUAUUAUCAGUUGACAUCUAUUUGUUUUAACUGAUUACUUGAAUCUGAUUAAACAUCAUAGAAAUUGGCUUUGAUAAGAACAAUAUUGAAUACGAAAUUUUAAAUAACAAAACAGCUUAUAGAAAAAUUCAACAUAACUUUCCCAUCACCUUCACCACCCUUGCCUUUUAUUAUCCUGUCCUCUAUCACUGCUUUCUGUUAGCGAUGUUGUGUGAGGAUUCGGGCAGGAAAGCAAAAGCAACCACCCUUCAUAUUCCCAGAAUGAAUGAUGCAGGAUGUAGACUUCAUAUAGUAGUUGGGAGAGCUGUGGGAGUGAAGGUCAGGGAUGUCACCUACAGAAGUCAGGGAAUCUGCCACCAGAGAUCCUGCAUCAGAAACCGCCAGCAGCAUGCUUCUAAAGAACUAGUGGGGAAGUGGCUAUAAUUCUUAGGAAUCCCAGUGAGUCCACACCACUAUCUCACUCUACAGCAAUGGAGGAAGGGGUUUCCAGGAGCUCUCUGGAAAGUUCCUCCCCACACUUUGCAACAAUCUUCAGAGGAUAAUGGCUUCUCUUCCAGCUUCCACACCCGACAAGAGUGCCUUUCUUUCAUUGGCCAAAUCUAACCUGGACCCCUAUGACAGAGAGGGGAUUCUAGGAGACAGUUUCUAAUGUCUGUGGAAUGCAGAUGAGGAGGUAGCAAUGCUUAGCUGACAGCAGACAAUAUACAAACAUAGAAACCGAAUCUGAUUCUAGAGGGGCCUACUGAGAUCAGCACUGAUGUCAUAGCUCCUUUUGUCAUUCUGAAGCUUUAUAUUUUCAGUCUGAUAAAUAGCAAUUCAAGGUUCAAUGAAGGUGGCUUACAAGUCCUUUUAUGGAAAUUUCUAGUUUUUUCAAUAGCCAAUAGUCAGCCCUCACAGCAUCACUAGGACCUUUUCACUGGAGAUAUGUUUCUUUUUUGAAGAAAAUUGGAAGCUGGGGCCAUUUUCUUCUAUCUUUCCAAGGGUUCCAUAAUAUUUUGAGGAAAUUUUAAAUCUCAAUUAACAUUUCUUAAUGCUUUAAAUAUAUAGCUCAAGAAAGUGGCUGUCGGGCCAGGCGCGAUGGCUCACGCUUGUAAUCCCAGCACUUUGGGAGGCCGAGGCGGGCGGAUCACAAGGUCAGGAGAUCAACACCACGGUGAAACCCCGUCUCUACUAAAAAUACAAAAAAAUUAGCCGGGCGUGGUGGCGGGCUCCUGGAGUCCAGCUACUCGGAGAGGCUGAGGCAGGAGAAUGGCGUGAACCCGGGAGGCAGAGUUUGUGGUGAGCCGAGAUUGCGCCACUGCACUCCAGCCUGGGCGACAGAGCGAGACUCCGUCUCAAAAAAAAAAAGGAGGAAAGAGUGCGUGUUGACUAUGGAGAGUCAGGUCUAGAUUUGAAUCUCGGCUCUGCCACGUAUGAGCUGAGAGAUCUUGGACAAUUUGCAUUACAUUGCUGAGCUUCAGUUUUCCCCAUUUUAUACUUUGCAUAAUUGUUAAGGACAUUGGAGAUAACACCUGGCACAUAGUACAAGUGCUCAAUAAGUAGUAAUUUUUUGGUGGUUUGCUACUUUUGUUCCAUAAAUCCCUGUUUUAUUAAU
Messenger RNA from Symphalangus syndactylus (siamang), 4577 nucleotides. It is a transcript of the gene LONRF1, whose product is annotated as LON peptidase N-terminal domain and ring finger 1. The record is from RefSeq and is a predicted model, not a curated record. Lineage: Eukaryota; Metazoa; Chordata; Mammalia; Primates; Hylobatidae. Gene Ontology annotation, molecular function: protein binding; metal ion binding; ubiquitin protein ligase activity.